This is a messenger RNA of Salvelinus fontinalis (brook trout), 2297 nucleotides long. Its product is annotated as PTB domain-containing engulfment adapter protein 1-like. The record is from RefSeq and is a predicted model, not a curated record. The transcript has 12 exons. The coding region runs from base 218 to 1453 and encodes 411 amino acids. NCBI's taxonomy places the organism in Eukaryota, Metazoa, Chordata, Actinopteri, Salmoniformes, Salmonidae.
CCUCUGUUUUUCUCUCAACAGGAGAGAGGGACCUGAUGAGUCAGAGGGGAGGAUAGAUGAGUGACGGACACUACUAGUGGGUUCCAGACACACAAAUCCAAAUCAAGAAGGUACAUUCCUCUUCCUCUCGCCACAACAUGUUCUCUGAACAUUUCAUAAAGGCUCCUGAUCCACUGCAGAGCCCCGGUCUCAGUACCACCGUAGAAGCUACCGCAGUAUGAACCGGGCUUUCAACAGGAGAAACGAUAAAUCUGGAGGAAUGACAUCCCCUGAGGCUUUGGCCAAGAAUCACAUGGCGUACAAUGUCAAGUUCCUUGGCGUAACAGAGGUUGACCAACCUAAAGGCACAGAUGUCAUAAGGGUAGCAGUGAGAAAGCUGAAGUUCCAAAGGCAUAUCAAGAAAUCAGAGGGACACAAAACACCGAAGGUGGAGCUGCAGGUAUCCAUCUACGGAGUGAAAUUAUUAGACCCCAAGACCAGAGAUGUACAGCACAACUGUCAGCUUCAUAGGAUAUCCUUCUGCGCGGACGACAAAACGGACAAGAGGAUAUUCACCUUCAUCUGCACAGAGCCAGAGACCAAAAAACACAUCUGUUAUGUGUUCGACAGUGAAAAAUGUGCAGAGGAGAUCACCGUCAGCAUUGGUCGAGCAUUUGACCUGGCGUACAGGAAGUUUCUGGAGUCUGGCGGAAAAGACGUGGAGAUGAGGAAACAGAUCGGCAGUCUGCAGAAAAGAAUUCUGGAACUGGAAACUGAAAAUUCCAAGUUGAAAGAACGACUUCAAGAUCUAGAGGAUCACAUGGCAGAUUGUCAAGGCUCACCGCUUCUACACUUGAACUCUUCUAACGAGGCCCACAUGCUGCCGAGUCGCUCGUCUAUGUUCUGGGAUGACAGUGUCAGCCUGAACGCCCUUUCCUUUCUAGAGAUGUCCUCUGUGGCUCUAACCCCAGCCAGCUCUCCAGACUCCAGUAUCUCCGCUGGUCUACUAACCCCUCCACCCAGUAAACCUGCCCAGCCCAGGCUACCGCAGCAUUAUGGGUGCUGCUUACCUCGACCGCGAGCAUGGAGCACCAUAUCCAGGCCUACCCCAACGGACGUUUUCGACAUGGUUCCAUUCUCCUCAGGGUCUCCUAUGGCAAGGAAACCUGCCAUCAAUGGGUCCUCCCCUCCUCCUCCCUCCUUUUCACCUCCUCCACCUCCUCCACAUGUUUUCCUGAAAGAGAGAGGAACAGAUAUUUUGGGGGCGGAGCCUUUUGACCCGUUCCUCUGCAACACAUCCUUUCCUCCUGACGUCCAAUCUAAACUGGAUGAAAUGCAGGACACACUGCUCGAGACUUCUGUAGUCUCUGGUUGGAUCACUGACCUGUGUGUCUCUCUGAAGGAGGGGUUCAAUAUGGGACUAACCCUGGAGGGCACCAUCUUCUCUCUGGACCCAGUAGACAGCCGCUGCUGACCCCAACGUGGACAGUUGAUGCUGACCCCAACACAACCCCAACAUGGACAGUUGAUGCUGACCCCAACGCAACCCCAACGUGGACAGUUGAUGACCCCAAUGCUUUCCUUUUGUAGACAUAAUUUAAUUGGUAAAGAAGUAUUUGUAUAAAUUCAACAUUUCUGGAACUAUUUGCAUUGGUUUAAAUGGUGACCAAUGUCAUGAUAAAUGCACUGCAGUAGAUGACUAUUUUUCUACCCCAUAAAUAAAAUGGAUAUGUCAUUUUUUUGUUGUUGGGGGGUGCAUUGCUUUUGUCAUUUGGAUUAUUGUGCAGUCAUUAAAUGUGAUUAGUGGUUGACAAGAUUGGAAGACCAUUAGCUCAUUGACUUCAUUUUAUAGACGCUGGCACUUUAACAAAUAUUUACUGUAUAAUUUUUAAAUUACUUUUUACCUUUUCAUUGUUGUUCGUCGAUAAACGUAUUGGUUAGAGGUAAAGAUAUUUGUUUGGCGCCAGGUUAGGAAAAGAGUAUGAGAGAGUACCACACCAGGAAAAACAUCAGCAGAAGAGAGGGUAGCCUGUUUGCUAGGUAGCCAGUGGAGAGAAAGGAUAAGAUGCCAUAUUAAACACGUCACAGCACAGGGGUAACCCAACCAAUAAUACCGCAUACAAUAAUAAUGGCAGAGCAAUUUAAAAGGCAACUUCAUAGAAACAAUUGACAAGAAGGAACCCAGUCAUAACCCUUAGAAUUUUCAAUAUUUGGUAUUACCUCCCCGUGGGGGAGUGAGGUGUGUGUUCAAAGACAAAACAAAUAACGCCUUAAUGUCAAAACUGUUAAAACAAUAAACUCAUGCAACCUCCCUUUAA